Messenger RNA from Pleurotus ostreatus (oyster mushroom), 1689 nucleotides. RefSeq lists its product as uncharacterized. Gene Ontology annotation, molecular function: polygalacturonase activity. Lineage: Eukaryota; Fungi; Basidiomycota; Agaricomycetes; Agaricales; Pleurotaceae. The coding region runs from base 1 to 1689 and encodes 562 amino acids. The transcript has 18 exons. The record is from RefSeq and is a predicted model, not a curated record.
AUGCCUACCAAACCUAUACCAAUGCUUUUCGCCCUAUUAGCUCUCAUCCUAUCCUUCACUUCGUCGGUGACUGCCCUUGGCACGUCAUGCAGUGUACCGCUUGGGGCUGGGACUGCCGCUCCGGGUGAACCUUUUUGGCUACAAACUAUCAAGCAUCAGGGAACUGCAGCCUUUAACCCUAAUCCUGCUGGAUACCAGGUCUUUCGCAAUGUGAAAGACUUCGGCGCCAGAGGUGAUGGUGUAACUGAUGAUACAGCAGCGAUCAACAAUGCUAUAUCUUCUGGAGGUCGCUGUGGGGGUGGCUCUUGCCAUUCGUCAACUGUUACCCCGGCCUUAGUUUAUUUCCCCGCCGGCACAUACCUGGUUACUUCGCCUAUUGUGCCUUACUACUACACCCAGUUAAUUGGCGAUGCCCGAAACCUACCUACUCUUCUCGCUGCAGCGAACUUCGUAGGGAUGGCCGUCAUUGACGCCGACCCGUACAUUCCAGGAGGUAAUGGUGCCCAAUGGUACACCAAUCAGAAUAACUUCUUCCGAUCUGUCCGAAACUUCGUGAUCGACACCCGCAGGAUGCCCGCCGGUGCUACAGGGACUGGUAUUCACUGGCAAGUAGCACAGGCUACUUCCUUGAUGAACAUUGUAUUCCAGCUGAGCACGGCUGCUGGCAACGCCCAUCAGGGUAUCUGGAUGGAAAAUGGCAGCGGAGGAUACAUGGGUGACAUGGUCUUCAAUGGAGGCAAAUUUGGUAUGUGGGUUGGGAAUCAACAAUUUACCGUACGCAAUGUGACCAUGAACAACGCUGAUACGGCUAUAUUUGGCCUUUGGAACUGGGGAUGGACCUUCCAGGGAGUUACCAUCAACAACUGUCAAGUUGGCUUCGACCUUUCCACUGGAGGCGUCACACAGGAAACACAGACUGUUGGUGCGGAGGCUAUAAUCGACGCCGUUGUGACGAAUACUCCCAUCUUCGUUAGAACAUCUCAACCAAGCAACGGAAGGCUAGGGGGAUCCUUGGUGCUAAAUAACAUAAAGUUGAACAACGUGCCCGUCGCCGUCGGUGUCGCUGGUGGUGCAACCGUUCUCAGUGGCGGGACUACUACGAUCACGUCCUGGGGCCAAGGAAACGUGUAUUCCGGAGUCAAUGCGAAUGGCGCAUUCACACAGGGAAAUAUUCCUACGCCUAACAAGCCUGCUCCAUUGCUGGACUCUUCAGGGAAAAUCUUUGGAAAGACUCACCCACAAUACGCUGCGUAUUCCCUCAGCCAAAUCGUGAGCGUGAAGGACCACGGUGCAAGGGGUGAUGGCACAACAGAUGAUACGGCUGCGCUUCAGGCAAUAUUCAAUCAGUUCUCGGGUUGCAAGAUUAUCUUCUUUGACGCUGGUACUUACAUCGUUACAUCCACUCUGACGAUCCCGGCUGGUACCCAGAUGACCGGAGAAGCUUGGACUGUUAUUGCGGGCAAAGGAGCUACCUUUAACAAUAUAAAUAACCCCGUCCCUGUGGUGCGAGUCGGAGAAACCAACUCUCAAGGCUUGACGGAAAUUUCGGACAUCGUAUUCUCGACUGUGGGGCCCGCCCCUGGCGCAAUUGUUGUCGAAUGGAACGUCAAGCAGCCCGCCAACCAACAGGGUGGUGCUGGAAUGUGGGACUCGCAUAUCAGACUUGGCGGAGGUCAGUGUCUUGUGUAA